Messenger RNA from Clunio marinus, 219 nucleotides. The record is from the annotation of a GenBank genome assembly. NCBI's taxonomy places the organism in Eukaryota, Metazoa, Arthropoda, Insecta, Diptera, Chironomidae.
AUGAACAUCUUUCCAGGUCUAUCUCAUGCCAAUUCAAGACACCACACUAAAGAUUUAUUUCCAAAUGAUUUUGUUUAUAUUAGUAAAUUUGUUUCUCAAAGACGCAGAAAUUUUUUGGUUAGAAAUCUUAAAACUGUCAGGAAAGGAACUACACGAUCUCAUGUUGACUUAAAGGAAUCAAAGAAGAGAGAAACAUCAGGUAGUUGCCACCCGAGAUAG